This is a messenger RNA of Plectropomus leopardus (leopard coralgrouper), 3852 nucleotides long. It is a transcript of the gene morc3a, whose product is annotated as MORC family CW-type zinc finger 3a. NCBI's taxonomy places the organism in Eukaryota, Metazoa, Chordata, Actinopteri, Perciformes, Serranidae. The record is from RefSeq and is a predicted model, not a curated record. Gene Ontology annotation, cellular component: PML body; nucleus. Gene Ontology annotation, molecular function: zinc ion binding; ATP hydrolysis activity.
GAAAGAUGGCGGCGCAAACGGACCGCGGCGUCCCUCUGAGUACGCUUUGUCCCAAGUUCCUCCAUACAAAUUCCACCAGUCACACCUGGCCCUUCAGCGCCAUAGCUGAGCUCAUAGACAAUGCCUAUGAUCCAGAUGUCAAUGCCAAACAGUUCUGGAUCGAUAACACUGUGGUCGAAGGACAAGAAUGCCUCAGCUUUAUGGAUAAUGGAAAUGGACUGGACAAUGACACAAUGCAUAAGAUGCUCAGCUUUGGCUACAGCGAUAAGAUUCCUAUAAAGGGUGUCAAGCCAAUUGGUAUGUAUGGCAACGGCUUCAAGUCCGGAUCCAUGCGUCUCGGCAAAGACGCCAUCGUGUUUUCCAGGUCAAAAAAAGCGUCAUGUGUUGGAAUGCUCUCUCAGACCUACCUGGAAAAGAUUGGUGCUAACCAAAUAAGUGUACCAAUCGUCUGCUUUGAACAGAAUGAAACAAACAAAUUAAGUGUAAGAGAGGAGCACAAAGCCAGUCUACAGGACAUCCUCCGCUAUUCUCCUUUUAAGACACAGGAACGGCUGCUCCGUGAGGUCAAUAUCCUCACUUCCAGCUCUACAGGGAAUACUGGCACACGGAUCAUCAUCUGGAAUCUCCGCAGCACAUCUACAGGGAAAGAGUUUGACUUUAUGAAGGACCGUUACGACAUCCGAAUUCCAGCCGAUGUCUAUGAGACGAUGAGUGACACCUCUCAACAACCAGACAAUUAUGUCAACAUUCCUGAGAGUUCUUACUCCCUGCGGGCGUAUUGCAGUAUUCUCUACCUGAAGCCUCGGAUGCAGAUAAUCAUACGAGGUCAAAAGGUGAAAUCUCAGCUAAUCGCUAAGAGUUUGGCCUCGGUCAGAAAGGACCACUACAGGCCCAAUUUCCUGCCCAACCGCAUUCCUAUCACUUUUGGUUAUAACACCAAAAGUAAAGACCAGUAUGGUAUAAUGAUGUAUCACAAGAAUCGUCUCAUCAAGGCCUAUGAACGUGUGGGCUGCCAGCUCAAGGCCAACAACAAAGGUGUUGGGGUCAUUGGGGUCAUCGAGUGUGACUUUCUGGAUCCGACUCACAACAAACAGAGUUUUAAUGAGACAGAUAAGUACAGGAAAACUAUAAACAGUCUGGGGAUCAAACUUGAAGAGUACUGGAAUGAAAUCCGCUUCAGCAGAAAAAAAGAUGAUCCGACCAGCACCACACCAGUAGAAGAUACCAUGAAGCGACCAGAUCAGAACUGGGUGCAGUGUGAUGAUUGUUUGCGCUGGCGCAAACUCCCUGAUGGGAUCGACUGCAGCAAGCUGCCAGAUAAAUGGUUCUGCUGUAUGAACCCUGAUCCUCAGUACAGGAGCUGCCAGGUAGAAGAGGAGCCUGUGGACUCUGAUGAUGAUCAACCGUCAUACCGCAAGACCUAUAAACAACAAGAGAAAAAAGAUAAAAUGAAACUAGAGAGAGAAAGGCAAAAGGCUGAGGAGGAUCGAAAGCAGCAGGAAAUUGAGCGUUUGGCUAAUCUCGCCAGGCAGAAAGAGGCUCAGAGACAGCAGCAGAUUGUCCAGUCCCCCUCCACCCCCACUACCCCAAGGAGCAGGUUUCAUACUCUGUCACCACGUGGGGGAGCUGUUAGAGCUGAAUCCUCUCCACUGAGGUCCUCCACCAUUUCACAAGCUGCUUGCAGCCCCUCCAGUAACAGUGGUCUUCCAGUUAUUACCAGUGUGUGCUCGCUAUCAGCCGGCCCCAUGAGGGGGAAAAGAACACAGCCUAUUUCUCCACAAAUAACACCCAAAAGACCUAAAGUGAACGGCUUCCUACGGGGAAACUCGGAUGCAUCAGUGAGCACACCGAGCUCCCCAUCAGUGCUCAUAGAUAUUGAUAAUGAUGACGAUACAGAUGAUGACAUUGUCAUCUUGGAGACCGCCAGUACCCCCAAGCCAAAAAAGCCAGGCUUUGAUCUGACUAAAGUGAAAACAGAACAAAAUGAUACAAAUGUCGGCAUGCUGUUGGAGUGCACAGAUGAUGCUGCCGUGGAUGACGCCUCGGACACUCACGUUGCAGGAGCGGGCUCUGCGGGGUCGGCAGCUGCAGGGUCAACAGCCGCAGGAACCAGUCCCUCCCCGGUACCCCCUCCAGAAGUGGCCAGCAUCACGACACAGACAGAGGUACCCAAAGUGAAGAAGGAAACAGAGGACCAAAAUCAAACUGAAGGGGAGGAGAGAGCAAAGCAGAGUACAUCAAAGGAGAGUGCCACAGUACAGCGUUCAGAUGUCGCCGUCGACGACAAUGAGCAAAGAGUAAUUAAGGAAGAGAGCAGUAGAUACGUUAGCAGUGAGAAACGUGGAACGUUGCAGAAUGGGGUGACAGAUCAUCAGGAUAAUGACGAAGAUGCUGGACCUUCCGGUGCAAACGCUGGCGACUCUCCGCCUCACUUCCCCAGUCUGACCGAGGCACAGGAACAGCAAGACCGCCUCCUAGCACUCAUGCAGGCUGCAGCUGAGGAGAGAGACUCCUUCAAAGAGCAGGUCCAGACUCUCACCCGCCAGCUGCGGGAGAUGCAGAGUAAACUGCAGGAGCUGUCUCAGGUCAAUGUAAAGAAGGAGUGCUCACACCAGGCCAGCCAGACAGAUGACACAGAGGGCGGGAAGGACUACAAAAGUCUGUUUGAGAAGGCCAAACAGAAAGUCGAUGAACUGAUUAAAGACAAAGAGAAUUUACUGGCAGCUGCUGAGACCAAACCCAGUACUGCACAAAGUGAGGAAAAGAACAGUGAUGAGAUUGCACUGCAUGUUGACCGUCUCAUGCGGGAGCUUGAUCAGAGGAACCAGGAGAGGGAUGAACUGCGCUCACAGUUGGACAGUGUGGAGGAGGAAAGGGCGAAUCUGGCAUUCCAGUGUGAGGAGCUCAGGCUGAGCCUGGAGCAGCAGAGGGAAAACACACAAGAGCGAAGCACAACUCCACAACCAGCGACCGAUUCCACUGCACAAACAGAUCCAGAGGAGGCCGCAGCGACAGGGAACUCUGGCACAGAUUCAAACUCGGAUACAUCCAGAAGUUUGAUCGAGCUGAGGCACAACGUCGGCCGCCUUCUCAUCACCUACUUGCCUGCUCUGGACCUGGACCAAGUGAAUUAUGAGUGUAACGUUAUCGAUGAAAUCCUAGAGCAGGUUCUCUCCAAUGUGGAAUCCGGCGAAACGGUGAUGCUGGGGGACAGAGGAAUAAAUGAAUGAAAUCAUCGGAUCUUGGAAUUAAGUUGAAAAAGGGAUAGUUGUACGCACAUCGUGCAGGUGCAAAGCUCUCAAAAAACUUGCAUGAAGAAAAAAAGGUAACGCCUACACACUUAGUCUAUGCCACACAAGUUCAUUCAAGACAACGUUUCGACCCCUCUCAGAUCUCCGGAUCCCACCUGGAUCUCGAAACAUUGUCUUGAGUGAGCUUGCGUGGCAUGAAGUAAGUGUGCAGGCGUUCAUUUUUUUUUUCAUCUUGGAAUUAGGUGCCACAGUCCAUCCAUAUUUAAUCAAAAGAGAUCCUUAUGAGCGCAAAGAAAUUAUUUAUUUAAAGGUUUGAUGUUUUUUUUAUUGAGAUAAAAUAAAUACAAUACAGUAUGAGCUGCUUUGCUUUAUGUCUUAAUCUUAUUAAAUAUAAAUGCAAUAUAAAUAAUACAAUCACAUGUACAUUGAUGAAUAUUAUUAGCCAUUUCCUUAGGAUUGAAAGUGUAACAUAAGCCAGCUCUCUCAAAGACCUGUAUGUGAUUUUGUUCCUGUUUUACAAUGACCACUGACUGUUUUCUCUUUGGUUUGACUUGAAUGACAUUUUGUAUGUUUUCUGUCAAAUAUAUUUUUAUAUUUCCUG